ACAAACAGCAAAACAGCUGUCAUUUUGACAAUUCAAGUCAACCAAAGUGUGAACAAACAAAUUCUGCAGAAUUUUUAUUUCUUUUUCAAAAUAUCUCGAAAUUACUUUAAAAUAUGGAUGCUGAACUCCGCGGAAAAAUCGAAGCAUGCUGUCGUACAGCUGAAGAAUUCACAAAACUUUACUACAAAAGUUUCGAUAAAAGUCGACAUCAAAUGAAUCGUCUCUAUCUUGACACUGGAGUCUUUGUUUGGAAUGGCAGUGGUGCUCUCGGCAAAGACAAUAUACAAAAACUUCAAAUUGAAUUGCCAUCAUCCGAACACAAUCUAUACGCUUUGGAUGCUCAGCCAAUCAUCGAUGACGCUGUUGCCGGUCAAUUAACUUAUGCUAUUCAAACAGGUGGAACAGUCAAAUAUAUGGACAAUCCAGUCAAACAAUUCCAACAAACAUUCAUAAUCACAGCACAAGGUGAUAAAUGGAAAAUUGCCAGCGACAGUUAUCGCCUUCAAGAUGCUAUUGCAACUGCAGAUAAAUGAUUUACAAAAAUACAAUAUGUUACAUUUGU
Messenger RNA from Episyrphus balteatus (marmalade hoverfly), 562 nucleotides. It is a transcript of the gene Nxt1, whose product is annotated as NTF2-related export protein. The coding region runs from base 114 to 533 and encodes 139 amino acids. Gene Ontology annotation, biological process: protein import into nucleus. The transcript has 3 exons. Gene Ontology annotation, cellular component: nuclear pore central transport channel. NCBI's taxonomy places the organism in Eukaryota, Metazoa, Arthropoda, Insecta, Diptera, Syrphidae. The record is from RefSeq and is a predicted model, not a curated record.